UUUCAGAUGUAUAUCUGUGUGCGGUGCUCAUCUGCUCCGUGGGGUUGGUGUGUGUGUGCAUGUUCACCAUCGUUGUCUGCUGUCAGUUUCUACAGAGGAAGAGGAGACUAAAAGAGAACUAUCAUCUAGUCAAGAGUCCCCAGAACAGCUCUGGGGAGACGGUCACCAGUGUGGUCAGUCUGUCACCUGCUCUGCCUAAGAAGGAGAGAAAGUACAAGAACAGAAAAUUCACAGACCAGCAGGACACACCACCAGAGAUACCUGCCAAAGCUCCCAUCGGGGAGAAGAUGCGGAAACCCAAACUCAUAAAAGUUCCUCCCAGGAACCUACUCCUGCCUAAGAUAGUGGAGGAGUCCCUCACGUAUGCGGAGCUGGAGCUGGUGAAGCCGCCGCCACCGCCCGACGCCGCCGCCAGCUCACACACACACACACGCACACACACACACACAAACACACACACACACAGCUCCUCAGGCACCGUCUACGCACAGAUCCUAUUUGAGGACCAGCAUGUGUAAACAAACAGACAAACAGACAAACAAACAAACAAACAAACACUUUAGGCCACUACUCACAACAGUAUAUUUAUAAUCUAUUGUAUCAUUUGAUGUACAUUGUACUGGACUAAUGUUUCUAACAUGUAUUGUUAUAAUUGUUUUAGUUUUUUUUAUGUUCUAUUAAAUUGUACAGAUGUC
This is a messenger RNA of Clupea harengus (Atlantic herring), 695 nucleotides long. RefSeq names its product V-set and transmembrane domain-containing protein 4-like (gene vstm4b). Gene Ontology annotation, cellular component: membrane. Bases 60 to 518 code for a protein of 152 amino acids. The transcript has 5 exons. Lineage: Eukaryota; Metazoa; Chordata; Actinopteri; Clupeiformes; Clupeidae. The record is from RefSeq and is a predicted model, not a curated record.